Messenger RNA from Bipolaris sorokiniana ND90Pr, 849 nucleotides. RefSeq lists its product as uncharacterized. The record is from RefSeq and is a predicted model, not a curated record. Lineage: Eukaryota; Fungi; Ascomycota; Dothideomycetes; Pleosporales; Pleosporaceae. The transcript is spliced from 2 exons. Bases 254 to 682 code for a protein of 142 amino acids.
CGCCCGCCCAACCUUGAACCCUCCCAACAACUCAACUCGGAGCUAACCACUACUAGUGACGGACUUUACACGCAUUACAGCAUACACCUGCAUAGCCCAAGCCUACCACCAUGUCACACCGUAAGCUGAGCAUUGUAUCUCUUAUCCUGAUACUAAGUACAACCAUACCCCGCGUUCCUACCUCGCUGAGCCCCCGCCAUACCAUUUAACGUACCCCUCACACCUCCAAGAUCCACAACGAAACAAGAGAACCAUGGCAACACCACCCAUUCCCUUCAUCCUCUGCGGCCGAAACCCCAACAUCGCAAAAGCAGUACGCGAAGGCAUGGCACCAGAAUACCACGUCCUCCACACCUUCCUCUCCCUCGAAGAAGCAAAAACAAACAUACCCCCCAUUCUCUCCUCCUCUAGCCCCGAUCGGCCCGUAGCAGUCGUGCUCGGCGGCGGCUUCGACGACGCCAUGUUCGCAGAGAUAAAAGAGGCGUGCGAUGCAGCACAAGGGGAGAAGGAAGUCGCGUGGCUACGUACGGAUAUAACGGGUAAGGUAGAGAUGCCAGAUAUGAAUGAUACAGAGGCGUAUGGGAAGGCGAUGGGGGCGAGAUUGAAAAGGGGAUUGAAAGAGCUGGGGGUGGGGAGAGAGGAAGGGGUGAAAGAGGUGAAAGGGGGUGUGCAUUUUUUCUAGGGGUCGUGGAUUAUAUCUUGGUGAAGUUGUUUAGUAGUUGUUUUUCUAGGUGUUAUAGAAGCGUUGGUGAAUCAGUUCCCACAUAUUCGCAAAUGACUUGAGAACAGGCACCGGAUUAUCAAAAAAUAAAAUAAAAUGAGAAUGUAUCUAUUAAAUUUUACCACGCU